AUGGCUGCGCUGCGGAGACUCCUGUGGCCGCCGCCUCGGCUGGCAUCUCCGCUUGCCCCUCACCAGCCCUUUCUGGGGCCGUCGGGACGGCCUGCGGGGACCGUCCCGGGCGUCCCUGGCCGGCCCUUCUCCUGCCGUGAGGAUGAGGAGGGCGCCGUGGCUGAGGCGGCUUGGAGACGGCGGCGGCGCUGGGGGGAGCUGAGCAUCGCGGCGGCGGCCGGCGGGGGUCUCGUCGGCCUCGUGUGCUACCAGCUGUACGGGGACCCCAGGACCGACUCCGCGCGGGGGCCGACGCCGGGCCGCCCCGGCGAGAGCGCGGCCACGCAGCCCGAGGACCCUCCCCGCGCCCGGGGGCUGCUGCCCAUCCCCGUGGCCGCUGCCAAGGAGACGGUUGCUCUUGGCAGAACAGACACUGAAGACUUGGACCUCUAUGCUACAUCUCGGGAGAGGCGAUUUCGUUUAUUUGCCUCUAUAGAGUGUGAAGGACAGUUAUUCAUGACUCCCUAUGAUUUUAUUUUGGCUGUUACAACAGAUGAACCCAAAUGUGCUAAAACAUGGAAGUCACUUUCCAAACAGGAAUUAAAUCAAAUGCUCUCAGAAACACCACCAGUUUGGAAAGGGUCAUCAAAAUUGUUUCGAAAUCUUAAAGAAAGAGGUGUGAUUUCUUACACAGAAUAUCUGUUUCUUUUAUGCAUUUUAACAAAGCCACAUGCUGGUUUUAGAAUAGCUUUCAACAUGUUUGACACGGAUGGCAAUGAGAUGGUAGAUAAAAAGGAGUUUUUGGUGCUUCAAGAGAUAUUUAGGAAAAAAAAUGAAAAGAGAGAAACUAAAGGAGAUGAAGAAAAGCGUGCAAUGCUGCGUCUUCAACUUUAUGGAUACCAUUCUCCUACUAAUAGUGUACUUAAAACAGAUGCUGAGGAACUCGUCUCGAGAAGCUACUGGGAUACACUGAGACGGAACACAAGCCAAGCGCUCUUUUCCGACCUCGCAGAGCGUGCUGAUGACAUCACAAGUUUAGUAGCAGACACUACGCUUCUUGUACAUUUUUUUGGGAAGAAAGGGAAAGCUGAGCUCAAUUUUGAAGAUUUUUAUAGAUUCAUGGAUAACCUCCAAACAGAAGUUCUAGAGAUAGAAUUCCUUUCUUACUCAAAUGGAAUGAAUACAAUCAGUGAAGAAGAUUUUGCUCAUAUUCUUUUACGAUAUACAAAUGUGGAAAACACAUCAAUAUUUUUGGAAAAUGUGCGUUACAGUAUACCUGAAGAAAAGGGCAUCACAUUUGAUGAAUUCAGGUCAUUUUUCCAGUUUUUGAACAAUCUAGAAGACUUCGCAAUAGCCCUGAAUAUGUAUAACUUUGCAAGUCGUUCUAUAGGCCAAGAUGAAUUUAAGCGUGCUGUCUAUGUAGCUACUGGUCUCAAACUUUCACCACACUUAGUGAACACUGUCUUCAAGAUCUUUGAUGUUGACAAAGAUGAUCAAUUAAGUUACAAAGAAUUUAUUGGAAUUAUGAAAGACAGACUCCAUAGAGGAUUCCGGGGUUAUAAAGCAGUCCAGAAGUAUCCUACUUUCAAAUCCUGCCUGAAAAAAGAACUUCAUAGCAGAUAAAUACUUCAAAAGCGAAGUGUAAAGGAUUACUGUCUACAAGACAAGAAGAAAAAAUUCCAAAAGUGGAAGCAGUGAUGAGAUCAGAACAUGUAGAAAAUGAAGAAAAAGGUGAAAUACCAUAAAAUUAAUAUUUUUAAAGUACUUAAUGAAUUAUGAAACAUGAAACAGAUAAAAUGUAUCUUCUUACUACGAAUGUUAUACACAUAUAAUCAAGUUGAGCUUUUGCAUUGAUUUACAGAAUUCUGUACUUUUUCAUUCCCUUUAGAAGCAUAUAGAUGCUUCUAAAACUAUGUAAGAAUG
Molecule: messenger RNA, 1902 nt
Organism: Ochotona curzoniae (black-lipped pika)
Lineage: Eukaryota; Metazoa; Chordata; Mammalia; Lagomorpha; Ochotonidae
Gene: MICU3
Product: mitochondrial calcium uptake family member 3
Exons: 15
Coding region: 1-1602 (533 amino acids)
Biological process (GO): calcium import into the mitochondrion; mitochondrial calcium ion homeostasis
Cellular component (GO): uniplex complex
Molecular function (GO): calcium ion binding
Source: RefSeq, a predicted model, not a curated record